AUGCUAAAAGUACCAACUGUUGCCGACAAGAAAAAGUAUCCCUCUUUCUUCAGAACAAUCCCCAGUGAUGCCUUCCAGGUGCAGUCAAUGGUUCAGAUUUUGAACCAUUUUGGAUGGACCUGGGUUGGUCUUCUCUACAGUGAUGACGAUUACGGUAUCUAUGCUGCUCAAUCCUUCCAAAAGGUUGUGCAGCUGUUUGGAGGUUGUGUUGCUUAUUCUAAAAUUCUGCCCCAAAACAACCCUAGAGAAAUUAAGCAUAUAAUGGGAGUGAUCCAGGCCUCUACAGCUAGAGUAAUAGUUGCUAUUUCGACUUCAUCUUAUCUGCUGCCUUUGAUGGAUGAAGUGGUGUUGCAAAAUUUGACAGGGAGACAGUGGAUUGCAAGCGAAGCUUGGUCCAACUCACCUACAUUUCGCACUCCACGUUUCCUGCCCUUUCUGAAGGGCACAUUGAGCAUUGCCAUCAAACGUGGAGAAAUCCAAGGACUUCUUGAAUUUCUUUUACAUCUCCGUCCCAGCAAUGACACAAGAAAUAAUUUGCUGAAGAUCUUCUGGGAGAACAUAUUUGGGUGCAGUUUUGUAACAAAAACAGAUGGGGAGCAAGUAAAAAAGGUGUGCACAGGACAGGAGGAUCUGAGCAUCACAAAUACACCAUACAGUGAUGUUUCAGGGUUAAGAGGAUCCUAUAAUGUCUAUAAGGCAGUUUAUGCCCUAGCAUAUGCGCUUCAUGACCUGAUGCAGUGUGAGGAGGGAAGAGGACCAUUCAGUGAGAACAGAUGUGCUGAAAUAACAAAUCUGAAACCCUGGCAGGUAAGACCCACAGAUGUAGUGCAGAUUCUCUCCAGCUGGUCCACUACCUAA
This is a messenger RNA of Ctenopharyngodon idella (grass carp), 858 nucleotides long. Its product is annotated as extracellular calcium-sensing receptor-like. The coding region runs from base 1 to 858 and encodes 285 amino acids. Lineage: Eukaryota; Metazoa; Chordata; Actinopteri; Cypriniformes; Xenocyprididae. The record is from RefSeq and is a predicted model, not a curated record. Gene Ontology annotation, biological process: G protein-coupled receptor signaling pathway. Gene Ontology annotation, molecular function: G protein-coupled receptor activity. Gene Ontology annotation, cellular component: membrane. The transcript has 2 exons.